Messenger RNA from Zootoca vivipara (common lizard), 786 nucleotides. NCBI's taxonomy places the organism in Eukaryota, Metazoa, Chordata, Lepidosauria, Squamata, Lacertidae. The record is from RefSeq and is a predicted model, not a curated record.
AUGGGCUCGCUCGCCUCUCUCUCGGCACGGCAGCCGCCUCUCCCGCGGCUCGUCCCCGGCGAGGGGAGCGCGGCCAGCGGGCAAAGCAGCAGCUCCGUCCAGCUCUGGGCGCCGCUCCCAGGAGGAGGGCGAGGGCGGCCAAGGGGCGCCGCCGGCGCCGCCGGCGCGUCGGGGGUCGAGCGAGGGGGCUGCCCGCUGCUCUCCUUCAGCGCCUCGCCCCGCUGCUCCCACAGGCGGCCAGCUCAGGUGCGCCCGGCGCAGCCCCGCCACGCGCCCGCCGCCGCAGCUUCGCCCGAGCAGGUCCACAGGUGGAAGGAGGAGCACAACGCAGCCCGGCAGCAGCAGCAGCGCAAGGACAGCCGACCCUGCCCGGUCAUAUCCGGCCCGGGCUCUGCAGGACGAAGGCAGGCAGGCAGGCAGGCAGGCAGGCAGGCUGGCUGUCAGGUUCCCGACGCGCGCCCCGGCUUCAGCCACCGCUGCCACAGCCAGGCAGCGAGCAGGCAGGCAGGCGCAUCUUCGCUCUCCUCCCGCUGGAAUCGCACUGAUCCCUCGCCUAACCUUGGCUGCCUCCGAGCGGAGCGCACGAAAGGGUUAAGUCUCUCGCCAGCCAGCCAGCCGGCCGCCUCCCUCCGCCGCAGCCCUCGCUGGGCUGCUCUUAAAGCGGCGGCCCCAGGGCAGCCGAGACGCAGCCUGGGAGGGGGAACACGAACGGCGAGAGAGCCACGGAUCGCGUCCCUACUUUGGAAACCUGGGUUUCCUGACGUUUGGGAAAGUAGCGGAAUUUAA